Carassius carassius (crucian carp) is the source of this 4416-nucleotide messenger RNA. RefSeq names its product carcinoembryonic antigen-related cell adhesion molecule 1. The record is from RefSeq and is a predicted model, not a curated record. The coding region runs from base 98 to 1711 and encodes 537 amino acids. The transcript has 10 exons. NCBI's taxonomy places the organism in Eukaryota, Metazoa, Chordata, Actinopteri, Cypriniformes, Cyprinidae.
UGCUUGGGUGUGUCGCGUUAACUUUCUCAAGUUCUUCCAGAGAAGUCUCACCGUCGCGCAUUCCUGUCUGCCGCUCCAGGGACUCACAUCUCUCCAUAUGGAUUUCUCUAACUUUAGGCUGCCUUUGCUCAUUUUGGCCGCUCUUGGAUGCUGUUCCGAGGGCAACCCGCUUGUCACAGACAAAGCGAAAGGCGUUGUAGGUAAAAAUGUGACCUUCAAGACAACAAUCACCUCAACACAGGAUUUUAUAACCAUAACAUGGAAUUUCAACAAAGCUGAUAUAAUUACAUCGAUAAUUACACAUAUCAAAGUAUCAAACACCAUUAAAAUUGAUGAGAAAUACACCAGCAGAGUCAUCUACAAUCAAACAACAUGUGAGCUUCAGCUCGGGCCGCUGGUGAAGGAGGAUGAAGGGGAAUAUAUUCUCAGUAUAGUCAAUAUGCAAGGAACGUCACUGAAUGGACUGAUUGAUCUUGAAGUUCUUGAACCCAUAACUGAUGUCAAGAUUUCGUCCAAUCUAUCUGAACCUGUAGAGUUCAAUAGCACCGUGGUUCUUUCCUGCUCUGCCAAAGGCUCCUUUACUUACCAGUGGCUGAACGGUUCAGUCCCUUUGGUGGUGGAUGGCACACAUAUGAAACUAAAUGCAGUCGGCAAUGAGCUAACUAUCGCUGAAGUUCGCCGUACAGAUCUGCGAGGACCCAUCAUCUGCAUUGCAAAGAACCCACUGGAGUCAGGGACGAGCGCUCCCUUCAAUCUCACUGUGAGCUAUGGCCCAGAGAAUGUCGUCAUGACACAAACUCCAACAGGUUCAUUUCUCCAGAAAGGCUCUAAUUUAACCCUUGCAUGCUCAGCCCAGUCUGACCCUCCUGCUCAGCUCCAGUGGAUGUUUAAUGGCGAGGCGAUGCCUCAGAAGACCACGGCCAACAUUACCCUCACCAGUUUAGAGGAAAAACACAGUGGAAACUAUAGCUGUGUGGCCUACAAUGCAAAGACCAAUCGCUACGUUUCCUCGCAGGUCGCUGUGGUGUCUGUUCUGGAGGCCUUAUCUGGAACAAAUAUCUCCAGCUCCUUAUCACUUCUCAUCGAUGGUAACAGCACGGUCAACAUCACCUGCUCAGCAGCUGCUGGUAAAGCUGAGACUGCAGAAUGGCUGAAGGAUAGCAAACCUGUCGUUCCUAGUGACCGUGUAAUUCUCUCAGCUGACAAGAAAACUCUGACCAUUGUUAAAGUUCUUAAAGAGGAUGCUGGCAAAUACAAGUGCCAACUGAAGAACAAAGUCAACCAAGACGAAAGCACCUAUGUGAUGGUGGUCAGCUAUGGUCCAGUAGUGGUGAAAAUUGAAGGGAAGAAGGCGGUAAAGUUUGAAGAACGUGCAGUAUUAAAUUGCUCUGCAGAAUCUGUUCCUCCCAGUGUAUUCACAUGGAAGCUCAAUGAUACAUUACUGAACAUCAGCCAGCCAGACAUCAUUAUUGGCAAGGCCAGUGUCAAGGACAGUGGCAUGUACACCUGCGAGGCAUUCAACUCUAUCACAGGAAUCACGAAAAAAGAGUUACACAAUCUCGCAGUCACAGAGGUCGGUACGGUAGAUGAGGGCCUGUCUGGUGGAGCAAUUGCUGGGAUUGUAAUUGCCGUGAUUCUGGCCGUGAUCAUCAUCGUUUGUUGUGUAAAGUGCAACAAAAAGUCAAACACAGACAUUCCAUCUCCAUAUUAAAGCGAUAUGUGGCUGUGAAGUGACCUGAGCAUAUCUUCAAGAGCAACCCUUCAGCCAUUAAUCACUCAUUUUGAUCUGCAAAAACCUUCUAUCAAGGCAACUGGAAAAACUGCCCUCACAAGUGACUUAAUACUGAAGGUUUGGCCCUUUCAGGAGCUCAACGUGUUUAUAAAUGUCUAUUGUUAUACUCUGUGCAAACGUACCCCAAUCUUAAGGACACGAUAGAGGUCGACGGCAAGACCGUUUACACUUAUCUGCAUCUCUUCCUUCCUUUGGCUGAAGUGGACAGCUUCCUUUGUUCCUCAAGAAACAUGAUCCAGCCUCCAUCACCCUCUCAAUGCUUCACCUGACCGUAAACCGACAGCUCGGCUUGACAUCACAGGGGUCAGUUUGAAAGAGCUCUGUUUUGGGUAACAAAAUCCACCCUGAAAUGCACUGAGGAGUGACGAGACCAUCACGUGUUUGAGAUCUCAACGCACCCACAAGACACUGAAACAUCGAGAUUUUAAGACCCGGAUGUCCCAAGGCAAUGAAGAUAUACAGGGCCAACUUGACUUGAAGCUGAAGACUCUGCUGAGCUGUCGAUGGAAGGUCAUCCAUGGCAAAGUGUGCCUUUGAGAUUAAAAGCUUCUUACACCUUUGCCAUGGUUUGCUACACUUUUUUUAACUCCCUCGUCUGUUCCCAUGUCUCUUAGUGAGCUGUACACAUUGUAUUUUAAGAGUAAGGCGAGAUCCAACAUGCUUGAACUUGGGAAGCAGGGAAAAAAAUGCAUUUUUGCAGACAAUGACAUACCACAGUUUUGCAGUGAAAUUGCUACUCUGUCCGUGGGCGUCCCCACAGCCAUUCGUCCUGCUGUAAUCAGGAUUCCAGGCCUGUUUUCUAAAUCACCUUGAGUUGACAAACAUAUCUCAAGAUUAAAUCUGAAAAGUGUUAAUAUGCUGAUUUAAGCUGAUUAUUGCGUUCCGGUAUGUUAGCAUUAUUUUUUUUCUUUCUCUUAUCAUCAGAUGUCUGAUAUUGAUUCUUUCCUUCAUUGUUAAGAUUUUCUCUUUGACCAAGACAUGGAUUUCGAAGAACUUGUGUUGCUCAGAUCUCUUUAGAUAGAGAUGCAUCUAUAUAGAAUCUCAGCGUGUCUUUUCUUGUUUGUUUGUAUAAAGAGACGAAGCAGCCAUUAUUCCUGGUAUUUCCCUUUCAUUUUUUUCAUUUCUAAAUAAAUCCCUUCAUUUUUUUUUAAAUAAACUUUAUUUAAAGAUUUAUGGCUGGAAAAAAAAAGCAAAAAGCCUCUGCUCCUUUAUGGCAAAUAUAUAUUCAAAUUUAUUACAAAUAAAUAUUUGAAAUAGUAUUUGAGAAUACAUUUCUGAACAAUUAAAAGAUGUCAGAAAAAUUAACAAAUAUAUUUUUAAUACGUUUUUAGUUAAUUAUAUCUUUAUAUAUUUCUAGGACAUCUUUUGUUUUAUAUUGUAAGUCUAAAUAUAUUUUCCAUUAUAUAUUGUCCUAAAUAUAUAUAUAAAAAAUUGCAUUCACCAGAAAAUUUGGAUUGUAACAGUGUUUUUUUUUUUAAUGUCUUGCCUCUUUAAAUAUAUAAUGUAAUAUUUGAAGGUUUAAACAGAAUGUGUUUUCAAUUUGAAAAAUAUAUUUCAUUAUACUAUUCAUAUAAUAUAACAAUAUUAUAAUGUAUAAUUUGUAUAAUACAAUCUUAACAUAAAAAUAUAUUGUUUGCCAUAUGGGCUAAAUGAACAAACAUCUAAAUAUAAAAAAGAGCUUCCACUCCAGCAAGGACUAUGAGGUGAACAAUAUAAUAUUCAUGAGCUAAUCUGAUUUCUGACAUGUUCUUGCCCCUCUUUCAUUUAACACUAGAUGUACGCAGACACCAUUCAGAACCAUCUUAAUAUAUAUGUAUAUAUAUGUAAAUCGACAGCAAAAACACACUAACACAUUCAUUAAAUAUAUUUGAACUCCCUUUUAGCAUUAAAACACACAAAUAUCAUAAAAUGCUGAGCUUUAUAACCCCUUGCAAACCUGUAGACAGUUUUAUCUCUGGCAGCAUGUGUGUGUUUUUAGUGGUCUGGACUGUUGAUGUGGAGAGACCGGUAAUCAUACGAGUCUGAGCACAGAUACACUGAAUUAACGGUUAGUUUGUACUGUAACACACUGUGGAGACAGAUCUCAUCUGACAGUGUGUAGAUGGUAACGUCUUAAGCUUGUGUACUUUCUUUGCAAUAGCUAAUAUUAGGUGUUGUAUUGAAUGUGAAAUAUGUUUUUUGUAUAGGAUAGAUAGAAUUUCAAAUGCAAUUGGAUAAUGUCAAAUUUGAAAUGGAAAUUGUUUUUUUUUUUUUUUUUAAGUAAUUGUUCUUGUGCACAAAUACUGUUCGGUGCAUUAAAGUUAAUGGAAUAGUUACCAAACAACAUGUAUUUGUGAAAUGUUCUCAGGUUGUUUACUGGGUGUUUAUAUUCUCUCAAAGUGCAGUGCAGUCAUGUUUUAAAUGAUCAAUGUUUCUUUUAAUAUAAUUUAUUUUUUAAACGUUUUGCUUUUAUGUAACUGUUGUGAGUUUAAAAAAGAAUGUUUGAAAUGCCCAACUUUUUUGUGUCAUUCAUUGAUUAAUAAGAAAAUAAUAAUUGUAAGACUUGAAUCUGAUCUCUUUUUUUUUCUUACAAAAAGUUUGCUUUCGCCACAGAAUAUAAAAUAAUAAAAAUCGUAAAUUUAAAA